Styela clava is the source of this 807-nucleotide messenger RNA. The record is from RefSeq and is a predicted model, not a curated record. Lineage: Eukaryota; Metazoa; Chordata; Ascidiacea; Stolidobranchia; Styelidae.
AUGGGUGCUCCAAGAAUGUCAAUGCAACCUAGAUCAUUCAAUGUUCCACCUCCUCAAACACCAUUGCAAAAUCCCUACAUGAUGCUUUCUGUGAUCACAGGUGGUCAAAUACCGCCGCAAACAUCUGCGCCUGCUUAUCCCCAUCUCCACUCGCAAUUUCGGAAUCCCAAUCCAAACGCUUUAAUAAGAUCGAAUACGAUGAUACGACCACUUCCAAAUAUACAACCAGUAGGUCCUAUUGGUUCUCAAAGACAUUUCCAACAGCCGUUUCGACCAUCUUAUCCAGGUGGAAGCACGCGAUCAGGACCAAGUCCAAGAAUAACCUUAUACCCGAUGCCUUGCCCGUAUACCAUUAUCAGAAUCCCAAACUUUCCUGCUCUGGAUGGCAAAGUAGACGGCUGUUGCGAUAGAAAUUUAUGCUACGUAGGACGUGAAACUGUUCGACAACAAUAUUCCGGAGCAGCAGCCUAUUGGGGACCAUGGGGGUUCUGGUCGAGAUGCAGCGCACCAUGUGGAAAUGCUGUUCAAAAGAGAUAUCGUACGUGCGUUGGACCUCAACCUAUCUCGUGCGCAGGACCCAGGGAAGACAGGCGAUCGUGCUACAAUUUACCCCGAUGCAACGAAAAGACUUCAAAAUGGACUCAGUGGACCUCAUGUGACAGGUCAUGUGGAGGUUACCGCGUACGAACUAGAAAAUGUUUGAGUUCGAUAUGCCAGGGAGAGAUGAAAGAAAGAAAGGCCUGCCCAACCGAAUGCGCAAGAUCAAGAAAAAAAAAGAAAGAUGAGAAUAAGAGAAAGAAAAACUAG